Messenger RNA from Ictalurus furcatus (blue catfish), 3331 nucleotides. Its product is annotated as toll-like receptor 13. The coding region runs from base 315 to 3116 and encodes 933 amino acids. Gene Ontology annotation, molecular function: protein binding; transmembrane signaling receptor activity. Lineage: Eukaryota; Metazoa; Chordata; Actinopteri; Siluriformes; Ictaluridae. The transcript has a single exon. The record is from RefSeq and is a predicted model, not a curated record. Gene Ontology annotation, biological process: immune response; inflammatory response; toll-like receptor signaling pathway. Gene Ontology annotation, cellular component: membrane.
UUAAAAUGAUGAUAUGCCUGUGAAACAAAUGAGAAGUAUGAAAAAAGAGGAAGUGAGAGGCCAUGGUCUAUUUUGAUGUUCCAGCAAAUGUAAAUUACUUUAAAUGCUUCAACCCUGAGAAGUUGAUCUUUACUGCACACUCAUUGGAGUGUCUUGACAAACUAGAGAACAGUCUCUAAAAUACAGAAAUCGAUCUAAAAUCUUCAGGAAUUAGUUAUUUUAAUUCACCAGGGUUAAAAAGUUUGCAGGAAAAAACAGCUUUACUGAACAAGUCUGAUCUUCUGUUGCAUCUCUUGGACGAGGCAAGAUAAAACAUGCAGUUUUUCUCUUUUGUUAUUUUCAAAAACCUUUUGACAUGUGUGCUGUGUUGGGUGUCUGAAAAAUGUUUUGUCUAUGAAGAUUACUUGGAUGUAAAAUUAGUAGGGAACUGUCCAAAAAGUAACCUAACAGGAUAUUGUAGAGGCGUCUCCAACGUGGCACUCGAUCUUGCUGGGAUUCCACCCCAUCUUGAGGUCCUCUGUGUGGACCUUAUGAAGGAUUCAAGUCUGCAUCCUUAUUCUUUCUCAAGGUUUCAGAAACUCAUGAAGUUAAAAAUCUUUGGAAAAAUCUCUGCCGUCCACCCUAGAGCAUUUAAAAAUCUUUCAAGUUUGCAAAGUCUGGAAAUUGACUGCUCACAAUAUUUAAAUCUCUCACUUUCGUCUGAGAUUCUCAAUGACCUUCAGAAUGCCACAACUUUUUCAUUCAUCAACUGCAGGCUCUCAUCCAUGGCAACAGACGUGUUCAAAGGAAUGAAGAAGUUAGAACAACUCGUAUUCAUAAACAGCAUAGACGACUUUUCUGAGUUGUUAUGCAGAUUAACAUUUGUGUCAUCGUCAUUAAACUAUUUAUAUGUGAAAUCUGAGAGUUUAGUUAUUGACAGGCCAAAUUGCACUUUUUCUAAUGGGACUUCAUUUGAUGUUAUGUUUCAUGGAAUUGAGAAGGUCAGUCUUAUUCUUCUUCCCGUUAGACUAACAGAUAAAACUGUGUUGAAAUACUUCAAGAACAUUUAUAUUUUAGCAAUAAAAUUUACUGAUUUUGAAGUUUUAAAAUCUGAAAUUACAAAAGUGGAAAAUUUAAUAGUAAGAUAUUCCGAGAAGUUAAGCAGCUUUGAAGAAAUCUGUGAAACUGCCCAUGAACUUUUGUCGACUGCAUUGAGUGUACAUUUCUUAUAUAUAACUGAUUCUUUUGUGCUCAAUUUAGAUAAAUGCAUAUGGCUUGAAAGCUUUGAAAUAUCUGCCAGUGAUAAUACAGCUAAAUCAAUUAAUUUAACAUUCAUCAGCGUUCUGAGAAACCUUGUAUCAUUAACGAUUCAUUGGAGGCUUACGCCAGAGAGUAAAAAUAGAGAUAGGGCUUUGGCACUGUGUGAAAAUCAGACUGAUCUUGUCACAAAACUCAAGACAGUGAGCCUUUGUACAAACAAUUUCCAAAAUAUCAGCUACCGACAUUUUAGUUGCCUGCGAGAGCUUGAGGAACUGCAAUGGGUGAACAGUGACAUUGAACAUAUUGAAGAUUUUACAUUUAAUAAUACAUGUUUGCUUAAAACUUUGGACCUUAGUAAUAACAAAAUAUCUCAACUUACAAAAUAUACCUUCUUCGGUUUAUCUAACCUAAAAACUCUCCUAAUUAAUGACAAUAAGUUGCUUCUCAUUGAGCCAGUGACUUUACUUCAUUUAACAUCUGCAGAGUUUGUAAGUUUGGGAGUCUUUCAGUAUCCCUCCUCUGAACCUUCAAAGAUCUGGAUCAACCUCAGUCUUCCUGAAAAUCUGACUAAGUUGUACAUCAGCUCUGGAUUAAAACCAAUGACCCUUCUUUUAAGCAAGAGCAGGAAUUCUGAAGCGGGCCUCAGCCUGCAUGUUUGUGGCCAGUCUGUGACUUUUCAGGAUUGUGACAAUACGCUUUUCAAAUCUCUUGUCCAUUUAACUGCAGAGACAGAGCAGUUGCUCUGUGGUCAGUCUUUUCCUGGUCAAUUCCUCAAGUCUCUGAGACAUUUUGUGAUCAAAGCAAAUCACAAGACAGCACAAAUGGACUGGACUGAUUUGAACCAACUGGUCAACCUGAAGAGUCUGAUCUUUUUUAAUGUAGAUUUGUCUCAUCAGUCUGGUCUUGAUAUGAUUUUUCAUAACCUCUCAAAUUUGGAGUAUCUACAUAUUUCUUUAUGGUCAGUAACUUUUUUCAACAAAGACCUGACCAGAGACCUGCAGUCACUAAAAGUGCUAUUUUUACAUGCAGAUGAUGUGUUCAGUGUGAUGGAAAACUUUGUAGAGCCCCUGAAAAACCUUCGAUAUCUUAUCAUGGAUAAAGCACUUCUAUACUGUAGCUGUGACAAUGCUUGGAUUACCAAUUGGGCAAAGUAUCAACAGAGUGUUCAGGUGUAUUUCCCUGGGAGCUCACUGGAAAGUCUGCCAUGUAAAACUGCACAUGGAAAACAGUUUCUGCAUAAGUAUGCUCAAGACCACUGUUUAACUGAUAUCGACUUUCUCCUUUUUGCCUCCACCUCUCUGGGACUGGUGUUCUUCAUGCUGGUAGUGCUGCUCCAUCAGCUGGCUGGAGAUUAUCUGCUUGCUUUCUUUCACAUAGCUCGUGCCUGGGUAGAGGAGGCCAUGAGGGCAAACAGAAAAGGACAUUACCACUUCGAUGUUUUUGUGUCCUACUGCGGGAAAGAUGAGCGCUGGGUAGUGGAUGAACUUCUCCCCAACCUGGAGAAACGUGGACCCCCUUUCCUCAGGCUUUGCCUGCACAGCAGGGACUUUGAGCUAGGAAAGGACAUUGUGGAGAACAUCACGGACAGCCUCUACAGAAGCCGACAUACCCUCUGCCUGGUUAGCCGCAACUACCUUCGGAGUAAAUGGUGCUCUUUGGAGAUGCGUUUGGCAACUUACAGAUUACUGGCUGAACACAGGGACGUUCUUGUUCUGGUGUUCCUGGAGGAGGUUCCUCAUCAACUCUUAAAUGUACAUCAUAGACUGUCCAGGCUGGUGAAGACCCGGACCUACAUAGACUGGCCACAAGACCCAGCUCUGCAUAAUGCAUUCUGGGAUAGACUAUGGACAAAGCUUGCACCUGAAACUGCAAUAUAGAUUCAAAUAUAUUAAUGUUUUAACAUAAGAUGCACCUUACCCAGUGUAUUAUAUCUUCCCCAAUUAUGUAGUUCCUCAGCAAAAAAUUGUGGCAUUUUGUAGCACAUUUCCAAGAAAUUAAAUCACUCAUUUGGGCCGGUGGGACUUUCAUUUUAUCCAUCAGGGCGUUCUAAAUCACAUGGACAAACUAGCCUGCAACUUACUGUACUAUUGGA